Messenger RNA from Cololabis saira (Pacific saury), 4929 nucleotides. RefSeq names its product GDNF family receptor alpha-2-like. The record is from RefSeq and is a predicted model, not a curated record. Gene Ontology annotation, molecular function: signaling receptor activity. Lineage: Eukaryota; Metazoa; Chordata; Actinopteri; Beloniformes; Belonidae. Gene Ontology annotation, cellular component: signaling receptor complex; external side of plasma membrane. Bases 9 to 1055 code for a protein of 348 amino acids. The transcript is spliced from 8 exons. Gene Ontology annotation, biological process: nervous system development.
ACGAGCCGAUGCACUUCUCAGAGGAAUUCAGACAUGCCUCCAUCAUCUCAGACUCAUCUUUGUCCAAGAUGAGCCCCUGCUCCGAGGUGGGGAAACCCUGUAACCCCUGUCUGGAUGCAGCGAAGGCUUGCAACCUCAACGAGACGUGUAAACGCCUACGGUCUAACUACAACACCAUCUGUCGCAAGGCCACGCCCCCACAGUCCUCUGCAGCCAACCAGGAGCCUUGCAGCAGGAAGAGGUGUCAGAAGGCCCUGCGGCAGUUCUUCGAGCGUGUUUCGUGGGAGCUCAGCUACCCGUUGCUGUUCUGCUCGUGCCCGGACCAGGCGUGCGCCGAGCGCCGCCGCCGCACCAUCGUCCCGUCCUGCUCCCACCAGGAGAGGCACAAGCCCAACUGCCUGGAGCUGCGACGCACCUGCCGCUCGGACGCUCUCUGCAGGUCUCGCCUCGCUGACUUCCACAUGAACUGCCAGAUGACGUCGCACACCAUCACCACCUGUCCUCAUGACAAUUACAACGGCUGCCUCAUGUCCUACGUCGGCCUCAUUGGUUCAGACGUGACGCCCAACUACAGCGACAGCAGCCCGUUCAACAUCAGCAUCAGCCUGUGGUGCAGCUGCAGAGGAGCGGGGCCACAGGAGCAGGAGUGCGAGGCCUUCCACCGCGACUUCACGCUCAACACCUGCCUCAAAAACGCCAUCCUGUCAUUUGGCUAUGGUUCUGAGGGGGGGAUGCCUGUAACUGAGCCUCCGUCCAUCUUCCCACUCCCCGCCCAGCCGCCCAUAAUGUCCAAGCCCGCUCCCUCAUUACACGGGAAUGGCAUCAAGCCCAUGGACAGCGCUUGUAUGUUCUCCACUUGUGCCAACCUGCAGGACGGAGGUCAUAAGUGCAUCCCCUCUGAUGACUUCGAGUGUGAGGAGACUCUGUUGGCCCAGGGGUCAAUAGACUCUCAGGAUUCUGUGGGGCCCAAAAGCAGCGGCGGGCGAUCGGCUCCACUUCUCCACCGCAUCGGUGCAAUGGUGUGCGCAUCGGCACUUCUGCACUACUUCUUAUAAAUGUGAACUUGCACACAUACGCACACACCCAUAAAAAUACACGCACAUUCUUAAAUGUCAAUCAACAAACACCCAAGCAUCCACAACGGCCUUUUCAAGGAGGGAUUGUGGAGAUAAGCCGUCCGUCUGCAGCACGCACACUCACCGUGAGGGGGGAAGGAGGACGAGGCUGCACCACGAGAGGUGGACACGGACAGACUCCUGGGAUCACAGUGACUUUAUUCCCAACGCUCUACGUCUGACUCGCCCCCUCCAGCUUCUUUGGUUCUGAAACAGUUGGACUGAGAAACAGUAAUGCCAACUGUCAGACGGCGGGUCUGUGAGAGAGGGAAAAGGAAUCGGCAAACCGGACAGAUCCUUCUGUGGUGUUUGUCAGCACAAUUUAUCACUCUCCUGGAUCUCUCCUGUGGCAAGAAAUCUAUACGACAUACACGCAACACACACUCCCCUUAGACCUCGUUAGCGGGAAAACAGGGUCCCUACAUGCACACAAACAUUCAUGCUGUGCACCAGUGUGCUUCUGCAGGCCUUUCUCUUCAUUUUGUCAUUUACAUUCUGUACAGAAUUCAUUUAAUGUGGAGUAUGAAAAAAUCCAGUGGAGGAGUGUAUAUUUCUCGUAAGUGUAGAUAUAUAUAUGUAUGUGCGUGUUUGCGUGUGUGUGUCCGGGUGAGUGGAUGUGUGAGAGAGUGUGUGUGUCUAUGUGGAGGCAAAAGGAAGGAAAUGAUUAAAUGUUAGAAUCAAGGGAAAAACAAACCAUGAAAUGUGAUUUCACAGCUUAAAUAUUGUGCUUUGAAUAUAAAGUAAUUCUAAGUAAAAAUAUUGGAGCCACGAGUUAAAAGCUAAUCUUUUAGGUUGAUUUUAAACUUCCUGGAUUUUUCUCGUUAGAGGAAAUUAAAAACCUUAAAUGUUCUCAGACUUUAAGGGAUGCAAGCAGCAAAUACUAUAUGACACAGACCCCCAAAUCUGGUUGUUGUUGGACUUUGCAAGGAACGAUAUUUGUCACUGAUGGUCAUACCUAACGAAGAAAGCAUUGGCGGUAUAACGUAUGAUUAAACCAGUUCAUCUUUGAGCAGUGAUAUCUGUAUAGAUUCCCUCGUGAUCCAUGUCCAUAUCACAUGACCAUUACAAGAGGUAACAAUAAACAGAUGAGCCCUGUCAGUGGUGUAAACAACAGCAUGGAGACAGGACAACAAACGCUGCUCACUUUGUUUUCCAUAGUAUCAACUGUUGGCAACCAAAGUCUGUAUUUAACAAUACAGCAGCUGCUUACAUGUGCAGGAGGAAAGAUGUUGGAAGAACAACGUUGCGAUGGGGAUCAUUUCCAGCAGAACAUGGCUGGUCUUGCCAUAUCUCUUCAUGGUAGUUUUUUCCUGACGCAGAGUUAAAAACAGAUCGCUAGUGCUGCUGUAACCUAAAUGGAGAUCUACAGCAAUCACUGGGGCCAUCUGCAGCCCAAUGUGAAGCAGCACGUCCAAGUUUGAAGCCAAGGUCCUCAGUGAGGAAAAGGUCUGAAAGCCCACCCUCAAGAAGCAUCAAAGCCAUCAUGUCCAAGCUUAUCAUUUCUGUUGUCAGUACCAGCCAAUGAUCUCGAUGCUCAUUGGCUUCUGAAGGACUGCGCUUUAUGUCGACGUCAGAGCGCCAAAAACUUGUCGCAGUCACAGAGAACCAGUAAGCAGAGAUUCAUUGUUAAUGUCUGUGAAACAGUCACAUUAUAAUCAAAAGAGUUGAGCUUCAAUGGAAAGAACAUCAAUGGUUUCUCUGUGACUGAGUUUCUUGAAGAAUUGUUUCAGCCCUACUUGGGUCUCGUGCUCUCGUGCUCAUCUACCAGUCAGCAACAUGAGUUGCUACGUUUCUCCACGUCAUUGGUUGCUUUCACUGACGACCACUUCAGACAGGUAGAACACUGCGAGGGACAUAAUAAAGUGAUGAUUAAAAGUACAUUUGUGAUUCAAGGCAUGUUUGCAGCGGAAGUUGCUGAUGUGGUCUCCAGACUCUGGGAACAUGAAAAGUGCUGUUGCAGAGGAUAUCCUUCAGGGUGAAUGUUCAACCAAGACACAUAAGUUCAGCUGUGCACACCUUUCAGAGUUGUUUAGAAUGUUCAGAUAACUUCUUCCUGUUUGCUUCCAUAAAAGUGUUGAGCACGUGUGUGUAGGUGUGUGUGUGUGUGCGUGUGAGCGUGUACUUUACCUCUGGCCACUGUGUGGGGUAGUUUGUUUUUCUUUUCUUAUGUUUCAUAGAUGCUACUGCAACGUUGUGCUGUGAGAUGGCCAGCAGGUCAGGAUUAAAGAUGGAUGUCAACUCCCAUCCUCAACGUGUUGAAGGAAAAAAAAGAAACCUGUUUCUGUGAUUAUGGUGUGGCCUUAUUUUACCGUUCUAGCUCAUUUGCAAAGAGGGAAAUGUGAUGAUUUCUGCCCUGCUAACAGCUUGGAAAAGAGAUGCCAGAUGUUGAACACUUUUCUCCGUACGGUUCUCCAAACUAGUCAGAUUACCAAUAAAUUUGGUAAAGUUGUGAAUAUAAUGAUCUCAACAUGUGAAAUUCAGAUAACUUUGUCCAUUCUAGGAGCACCGUUUUCAGGAUGGAUAUUUCAUUGGCCGACAUUGAUAUGACAGGAUAUUUUUUUAAUGUAGAUACAUUAUUUUUCAAUUUUAAUGAAAAACUAAAAAUGAACCAUCGUUUUAACAAAGUAAUAUUUAUCUCAAAUGUGGUCCCCACGAGAAGCAGCCUUCCAGAUUCAGACAAACUUGGUGGUCUUCCUCAUCAGGCUGAAAAAAAGGGAAACUUUAAAUUUGGUGAAUUUAACGAUGAAACAAAAUUGAUUUAUUUAUCCCCUGAACUUUUAAAAAGCACUUUUGUCAGGGCAAAUGUGGGAUUUUUACCAGCAGUUUCAAAAUGAAACUUGCAGAGAGUCUGAAAUCUGACCAGUAGCUUACAUUAAAUAAUAGUAGCCUCCUUUGCAGCAGAUGAAGUCUUUCUGUUCAAGAUAAUGGGCUGAAUUAUGAAUUCUGUGCAAAAGAUAAAAGAACCAUUUUAAAGGAAGUAUCUUCACAAUAUUAACUGUCUUUACUGUUGUUUUUUAUAUGUAAAAAAAAAUCCUUUACAGCUUUGAUGACAUUCCUCACACCUCCAGCAGUUAAAUAUUUGAUAUGCACAACAUUCGUUGCAAGAAAUGUCCAAAUGAGUGAGUCAUGGUCCCCACAGGAGUCAUCCUUAUUAAAACAGUAAAAAUUAAAUGCAGGUAGAUUUUUUUCUGCUUCAUUGAUCUCAUUGAUUUAGAUUAUAGUCAUCAGUUUCCACAAUGCUUUUAUUUUGAAGUUGACUGGUGGGUAUCAACUGCGGCAGGUUUCCAUUCACGGGGGUCUGGAUUUGUUUGUUAGCCAUUGGCCUGUACAGGAAUCUCCCCACUGCAAGAGUUCCCAGGAACUUAAACGUGACAGAGACAACUCCCUGGCUUGAUACGUUGGUCCGGCUCCAUUUAACUGCCGGUGUGUAAGCUGUUGUUUGCUCUGUGCUGACUGGGUAUAUCGGACAAGAGGUGUUUUACAGCCCUCUCAAUGUCACCUGGAGUUGGAGAUUAUUUUCACUGUCACGAUGUGGUGUUGAUAGGACCCAAAUGCAGGAGAGACCAGGAGGCAGGAGUUACAAAAGAUGUGAUUUAUUGACAAAAAUAAACCAAAGGCACUGCAGAGCAGGGUUAACGAAAAACACAAGAGCAAGAAUCCAAAACCAUGACAGGACACAAGUUGGGUGGAAACAGCACGGAGCAGCAGGGAGCAAGAGAAAGACAAGACCAGAUAUACAGAGAAGAGUUAACGAGAAACAGGUGCAGACGAUCAGGGCAGAUGGGAACAUGAAAAGUCAAAACAGAACUGAAAC